AUGAUUGUGGAGCCGUCAGACGCGGACGCUUCCGUUAAACUUCAGAAGGCAGAGACCGAGUUUGGAAAGUGAGUUUUCUUGAAUUUUUGUGUCUCGAAAAAAAGUGAUCAGAGAAGUCGCAUUGAAAUUAAAAUCUUUCAGCACAGUCAAAUCACUUGACGAACGAAAAACGAAAUGGUUUCCGAUGUGGAUCAUCAUUGGAAUGCAAUUCGUCGGCGGAAUUCAAAUGUCCGUCUACUACAUGUCCAUGUGGCCGUAUCUUUCGGGUUUGGACAAGACGGCCGACAUGGGAUUCCUGGGAUGGGUGGUGGCUGCGUGUAACUUGGGAUGUUGUUUGGUAAGGGCGAUAUCUGAAGAGAACACUCAAAAGACUAGCCAACUUUCAGACGAGUCCCCUAUUCGGAUAUUGGAACCAGAAGACACUUUCCUGCAAAUGGCCCACAAUCGCCGGUUUAUUCGUUGCUGCCGCCGGGCAAGUGAUGUACGCGUUGAUCAGUAAAGUGGAGCAGUACGGGAAGUGGUACAUGCUGGCGGCCCGAGUGAUCACGGGCUUCGGAGUGGGCAACACGGCGGCGAUGAGGGCCUACGCGGCCACUGCCUCCACGCCCGACGAUCGACUCAAGGCCAUCUCGUACGGAAUCGCCUCCAGCGUGCUCGGCAUCUCAUUCGGACCUGUCAUCUCUGUAAGCUUACAGUACGGCACCAUAUAAAGAUGAAGCAAUACUUUCCAGGCAGCGUUCACUCCGCUUGGCGAGAAGGGUUUCGACCUCGGGAUGGUGAACAUCAACAUGUACACAGCAGUCGCCUAUCUCAUGGCCUUUUCCUGUCUCGCUUCCGCAUUCGUCAUGUACAUGUUCUUCACCGAACACUACGCAGGAAUUGUGGAAAAGGAGACGGUCGAUGAGAAAAGUUCGUUUUUAAAUUUUAACGAACCUCUGAGCAAUUGGCAAUUGCAUGCUUCGAAAAAAGUUGCAUUUGAAGAUUUUUAUGUAGAAACUCUGUUCGUAGCAAACAUUUUGAUUGCAGCCAACACGACGACAAUUGUCCCCAAAUACGACAUGAUCCCGGCGCUAAUCUGCAUUUAUCUGAACAUGAUGUGCACAAUGAUGGCCACAAUCAUCGAAGUGUAAGCCUUUUGGUACUUGACAGCAAUCUCUGGAAUUGGGAAUUUGUUCAGAAUGUCCACUCCUCUGACGACUGUCAUGUACGACUGGAAGGACUCGGAAUCGAUCUCCUACAACGGAAUCCUCGAAUUUCUCGCGUGCAUCAUCUCGGUCCUCGUUAACCUUUCGUUCGGAAAGUCUUGGAUUGGCAACUGGUAUGCGACUCGAUGACGUGGCAAGCAAUACUGAAAAGGUUUAGGGACCGACGGCUGCAGAUCAUGUGCGGACUCGGAGUGUUCGCCGCGUUCAACCUGAUCAACUAUCCGUGGUGGUUCUACACGGGACCUCUGAACUUCUUGCCUCCCGGUCAGUUAUACGCCCUUCAUCAUUCUGUAUUUUUAUGUAUUCAGGCGCGAACACGACCGAAAUCGGAGGCUGUCUCCAUUCGUACACGUGGUGCAAAUACACGACCCGCAUCCCUCUCUACCUCUACAUUUUCGCGUUCGUCUUUCUGUUCGGCAUCUCGUUCCCGUUCGUGGAAGCUCCUGCUUCUGCUCUUUACUCUGAAAUUCUGGGUCCCCGGAAGCAGGGCAACAUGCAAGGAUGGUUCAAUGUCGGCGGCAAUAUCACUCCCUUCUUAGCUGCGAUCAUUUGCACGUAAGUUCGUUGAAUCGAUGAAGAAUCUACACGCUUCCGUCGUUGCAGAUAUCUCUUCCAACACGUCGGCUACAAAUACGUAAUUCUCUUCCAAUCCGCCACCCUCUUCACCGCAUUCCUUCUCGUUAUUCUAUUUACAAACGUAUGGUCCCUCUCAAGUUGGAGACGAGGCCUCAUGUGA
Caenorhabditis sp. 36 PRJEB53466 is the source of this 1941-nucleotide messenger RNA. The record is from the annotation of a GenBank genome assembly. Lineage: Eukaryota; Metazoa; Nematoda; Chromadorea; Rhabditida; Rhabditidae.